ACCCUUUGAGUGAUUCACUGGCCUCUUGUGUCAAUGUCUUGUUAUGAAUAUGAACUAGAUUGACUUUAAGGUUUUACAUGCUAAUAAGGUGAGUGACUCCAAAAGAGGGUGUAGACUUAUGAGUGAUGAGGAGGGAAGGACGGUGGAAGCGGAUGUGUUGUGGAAGGAGAAUUUUGGUGUGUGUGCAGUCGUUCAGGAAGAAUGAGAAAAGGUUGUCGCAGUGAGUGAAGCGGACUUACCAUGAGGACGCUGCUGCCUGUUUUGUGCCUCCUUCUUACGUCCACUUCUUCACUUUAUGGGUCCAACGUGUGCACGUCACGAGGAGUCACGACAUGUCAGCAGUGUUUGACAGUUGACCCCAGCUGCGCAUGGUGCUCGCAAGAGAGCUUUGGGAUGGGAGGGUCUGGCGUUUUCCGCUGCGACCUGAAGCAGAACCUGCUGGACGGCGGCUGCUCCGAGGCGUCUCUGGAGUCGCCUACCAGCACCUCGACGGUACUCGAGAAUAAGGCACUAAGCGACAAAGCCUCAGGCGCGGCGGAAACCGUAACCCAGAUCCAGCCUCAGAAAAUCCACAUGGUGCUCAGGCCAGGUGAUUCCAAGAAGUUCACUGUCAGCGUGAAGCAAGUGGAGGACUACCCGGUAGACCUCUACUACCUGAUGGAUCUGUCUUUCUCAAUGAAGGACGAUUUGGCUCGCCUGCGUACUCUUGGUAACGAGCUGGCCCAGACUAUGGGGAAGACCACCAGUAACCUGCGCAUGGGAUUCGGAGCCUUUGUGGAUAAAACCGUGUCGCCCUACAUGUACCUGGCUCCUCCCGAGGCUAUCGAGAAUCCUUGUCUUGGGAUUAACACGGAGUGUCAGGCGCAGUUUGGCUUCAAGCACGUGCUGUCCCUCACGGAAAAGGUGGCUCGUUUCACAGAAGAAGUGGUGAAGCAGCAGGUGUCACGAAACAUAGACGCCCCAGAGGGCGGAUUUGAUGCCAUUAUGCAGGCGGUAGUGUGUAAGGAAAAAAUCGGUUGGCGUCCAGAUGCCUCCCACCUUCUGGUUUUCACCACGGAUGCUAAAACCCAUAUCGCCUUGGACGGACGUAUGGCCGGCAUCGUGCAGCCCAACGACGGAAAGUGUCAUCUAGAUAGUGACAAUGUCUACAACAAAUCCACCAUAUUGGACUAUCCAUCCUUGGCGCUUCUGACCGAGAAAAUGUCAGAAAACAACAUCAACUUGAUUUUCGCCGUGACAAACUAUGUGGUGCCGCUCUACAAGGAAUACAGUCAGCUAAUUCCAGGCACCACCGUGGGAAAGUUGUCCGGUGACUCUGGGAAUGUUAUUGAGCUCAUUGAGGCGGCGUACGCGAAAAUUCGCUCAAAAGUGGAGCUGGAGAUUCUGGGCGUUCCCGAAGAGUUGAAUCUGUCUUUCAAUGCCACUUGCCUCAACGGUGAAGUCAUCCUCGGUCUCAAGUCUUGCUCUGGUCUGAAGAUCGGCGACACGGUGUCUUUCAGCGUGGAGGCUCAACUGCGAAGCUGCCCGAAGGAGAAGACCCAGACGUUCACCAUCAAACCUUUAGGAUUUAAAGACUCUCUACAGGUCACAGUGGAUUUCGCCUGCACGUGCGACUGCGAGGCCGACGCCGAAGUCGACAGCCCGAUUUGCAGCAACGGCAACGGCACUUACGAGUGCGCCGUGUGCCAGUGCCACACCGGGCGGCUGGGUCCUCACUGCGAGUGCUCGCUGGAGGACUACAGCCCCUCCGAUGACGCCAAGUGCAUCCCCAAACCCGACACCCCCGCCUGCAACAGGCGCGGAGACUGCCUGUGCGGACAGUGCUCGUGUCACGAGAGCGAAUUCGGCCAAGUGUGGGGCAAACACUGCGAGUGCGAUGACUUCAACUGCCUGCGCUACAAGGGGGCGCUAUGCUCGGGCCACGGCAAGUGUAGCUGCGGCUUUUGCCAGUGCGACGCCGGCUGGGUUGGCGACAACUGCAACUGCACCACGCGCAUCGACACGUGCAUGUCCAGUAUCGGCCUUCUGUGCAGCGGCCGCGGAAGCUGCCAGUGUGGCGUGUGCCAGUGCACGCAGCCGGGGGCCUACGGCGCCACUUGCGAGAAGUGCCCUACCUGUCCUGACUCGUGCACCAUCAAAAAGGAGUGUGUGGAAUGUCAGCAUUUUAAGAGAGGCCAAUACACUGACGACAACAGCUGCAGUCUCAUCUGCAGAGACGAAAUUAGAGUUGUAACCCAACUCGGUGAGCAUGCCGCCAUCUUGACUUUUUUUUUUUUUAACGAAGGCCUCUCUGACAAGGUCAACCUCAACCCUUUUUGUCAUGCAGAGUUCCUCUCAAAGAAUGCCGUGAACUGCUCGUACAAGGACGAGAAUGACUGCGUGGAACACUUCCAGUAUUAUGAAGACGAUAGUGGCAAAUCCAUCUUAUUUGUAAUAAAAGAGCCAGAAUGUCCUCAGGGUGCCGACAUCCUGGUGGUACUGUCGGCCGUGGCAGGGGCCAUCCUUCUCCUGGGCCUGGUCGCCCUGCUCAUCUGGAAGCUACUGGUCACCAUCCACGACCGGAGGGAGUACGACAGAUUCGAGAAGGAGCGAGCCAAAGCCAGGUGGAACACGGCCAACAAUCCACUGUACAAAGGAGCCACGUCCACCUUCACCAAUGUGGCGUACAGAGGCGCCUCCUCCAGUUGAUUGCAGCUCAGGGUUCAACCACACACGCCAAAUGCUUGCACUCAAGAGAACUAGUCAUGACACGCAGCCAGUCACUGCAGCCCAGCCAUAUUUAUUGUGGUCGACAAGGACUUGUAACUUGUACAGUUGAGAAAAAUACUCACUUUUUUUGCUAAAUGCACAUAAAAUCUUGUCACGUCUGCUGUAUGCAUAUAAAGUUUGCACUUUUUCUUUUUUAGUGUUUUUUUAUACGUGGUCACAUUUUCAUUACUGCUGCAUCUGCUCUGUUUGUUUAUUAAAGUCCUCCGAAAACUGGUAAAUGAUUUUAAUAAAUAGAUUUACUGUAAGUUAUUUGAAAAUAACAACUGCAGUCACUAAUGCUCAAGGGUUUUUGCUUGCUGUAAAUGCAGUAUUAUUUGAUGGUUUCAAGAAAUGCGGGUGAAAAUACCAAUAAGUGAUCGAUGUAUUAUGCAAGUGCAAAUAAAUGCCUUUUAACGUGACAUUUUGACACACCACAAAAAA
Messenger RNA from Syngnathus acus (greater pipefish), 3189 nucleotides. RefSeq names its product integrin beta-3-like. The transcript has 14 exons. Gene Ontology annotation, molecular function: integrin binding; fibronectin binding; fibrinogen binding. The record is from RefSeq and is a predicted model, not a curated record. Gene Ontology annotation, biological process: cell adhesion mediated by integrin; cell-matrix adhesion; integrin-mediated signaling pathway. Gene Ontology annotation, cellular component: focal adhesion; cell surface; integrin complex. Lineage: Eukaryota; Metazoa; Chordata; Actinopteri; Syngnathiformes; Syngnathidae. The coding region runs from base 241 to 2688 and encodes 815 amino acids.